Perkinsus marinus ATCC 50983 is the source of this 720-nucleotide messenger RNA. RefSeq lists its product as hypothetical. The record is from RefSeq and is a predicted model, not a curated record. The transcript has 7 exons. Bases 1 to 720 code for a protein of 239 amino acids. NCBI's taxonomy places the organism in Eukaryota, Perkinsozoa, Perkinsida, Perkinsidae.
AUGUCAACCCUCCAUGACAUCCCCGAUGGACCCGUGGAGGAGCUAGAUGCCGCCGCCUUGGAAGAUCUCAUAGGCGUCCUACAGCGUCAUCAAAUUGAAUGUGAAAAGACCAGUCGCUACAGCGAAGCGGAGGCAACACGAAAACGACUUGAACAAUUGAGGGAAACUGAGAAGGGAAGGGCAAGGGAGGAACUCCGCACUCAGCAACUGGCUGAGCGGCUCAGCGUAGAAGAGGCACAUAUGAAUGAGCUUCAGGAGUUCAACGAGAUCUGGGAUAAGACCAUGAUGGAAUUCGAACAACAUUCUCAAUCGCUGCAACAACAAUUGGCCGAAAGACAGAUGCAGGACCACUUGGCUUAUAGAGACAAGUUGAACCGGGAGGUGCAGCCUAAGGCGCCACGAUGGAGCAGGCAACUGUUGAACUUGAGGAGAGUACAAGAAACUCUAGGGAGGCAGAAGCAAUACGCGGACGCGGCUCGGUCGAAAGAACAGGCUGAUCUGCUUGAGCUGAAGGAGCAUGAGGCUUGGAAAACGAAAAGGGACAAGAAAAUUCGGAGCCUCCUCGACCAGUAUACGUACAAGCAGCAGCUUGAGGCGGCUGGGCUGGAGCAGAAGUCAGCACGACGCACAGAGCUGGAGCGUCUGUUACAGCGUUAUCACAAUGUGAGAACUCAACUUGAGAAACAACAGCAUCUCAUACGACAGAGGAUGGAGAAGUAG